AUGGCCACUGAAGAGGACUUCGUAACUGUGAAGGCACUCCUGCCCACAAUCCCUCUGCCCGCAAAUAGCGAGCGACCAGCAAUAACAACAGAUCGCUUACUCCUCCGCGCUCUCCAACCAAGCGACCUGGACGCAUUACAUGUCUUGCGCACACAAAAAGAAGUCAUGCGCUGGACCAGAGCUGGCUGUAUAGACGAAAGCCUCGAGAUGACCAAAUCAAAUCUGGAUCUAUUCUUGACACCCAACGACCACGUCACUGCCAACUGCGCAAUCUGCCUGAAGGACACCGGUGAGCUCAUCGGGAUCGGUGGCUGCCACCGGUAUCCUGGAAGCUAUGGGUGGCCGGAGAUUGGGUAUAUGUUUCGGACCGAAGUUUGGGGGAAAGGCUUUGCAACGGAGUUCUUGAGUGCUUGGUUGCAAUUUUGGUUGGACUUGCCUCGGACAGAGCGGGAGGCCAGGGUUCAGAAGGGAAUGGUUAUUGGGGAGGGUGUUGUUGAUGAGCAUCUGAUUGCUAUUACUGAAACAGAAAAUGCUGCUAGUCAGAGGGUGCUAGUGAAAUCUGGGUUUGAGCCGUUCCGCGAGUAUGUUGAGGUUGUUGGCACGAAGACUGUGAAUCUCAUUGCAUUCCGCUUUGUUCCAAAGAAGUGA
Penicillium bovifimosum is the source of this 648-nucleotide messenger RNA. Its product is annotated as GNAT family N-acetyltransferase. Lineage: Eukaryota; Fungi; Ascomycota; Eurotiomycetes; Eurotiales; Aspergillaceae. The transcript has a single exon. The record is from RefSeq and is a predicted model, not a curated record. The coding region runs from base 1 to 648 and encodes 215 amino acids. Gene Ontology annotation, molecular function: acyltransferase activity, transferring groups other than amino-acyl groups.